AUGACACAAGUUAAAUCCAAAUUCCUUUCGCGGGAGCCUCUGGAUCCCCAAGGCGCCAAAUGGAAACGGUUGGUCAAAACAUACUACACCGAUCCCAAUGGGGUCAAGAGAGAUUGGGAAUCUGCUGAGCGCCUGACUCGACCAUCUGAUUCUCCAGUAGAUGGAGUCGGUAUAUUUGCUCUAUUGAACGGACCAGAUGGUUCUGAACUUCUCCUCGAAAAGCAGUAUCGACCUCCAAUUGACCAGGUCGUGAUCGAGCUUCCGGCAGGCUUGAUCGACCCCGGGGAAACAGCAGAGCAAACUGCGAUCCGAGAGCUAAAGGAAGAAACGGGUUAUAUUGGCACCGUUGAUCAAACCAGUGGCAUCAUGUUUAACGAUCCUGGUUUUUGCAACGCCAAUUUCAAAAUGGUCUAUCUCCAAGUUGAUAUGUCUCUGCCUGGUAACCAGGACCCGAAGCCCGACCUGGAAGACAAUGAAUUUAUUGAAUGCUUCACAGUCCCAGUGGCACAACUUCAGACCGAGUUGCAAAAAUUCGAGAAGGAAGGAUAUGCGAUUGAUGCGAGACUUGGGUCAAUUGCCGCCGGGAUUGAGAUUGCUAAGAAAUUGAGGAUUUGA
Penicillium olsonii is the source of this 615-nucleotide messenger RNA. NCBI's taxonomy places the organism in Eukaryota, Fungi, Ascomycota, Eurotiomycetes, Eurotiales, Aspergillaceae. The record is from the annotation of a GenBank genome assembly.